Messenger RNA from Topomyia yanbarensis, 5565 nucleotides. RefSeq lists its product as uncharacterized. Bases 288 to 5372 code for a protein of 1694 amino acids. Gene Ontology annotation, cellular component: cytoplasm; nucleus. The transcript is spliced from 2 exons. Lineage: Eukaryota; Metazoa; Arthropoda; Insecta; Diptera; Culicidae. The record is from RefSeq and is a predicted model, not a curated record. Gene Ontology annotation, molecular function: protein binding.
ACAAUCCUCCUUCGAUAAUGGGUGUGAGCGCUAUGAAUUCAGAGAGGAAAAUUGGCACAAAAAUUGCGAAUUCUCUGUGACCAUUCGCAUUAAUAAUUCGUCUUUUGGCGAAUGAAGGCAUGGAUUUCUUGUGAAUUAGUGUUUCAAAUUGUUUGGAUAGAUCUCAAGUGCUUUAUCGCUUAAUUCAGGGAAGACGAAAGCGAGCUAGUGCAAUAUUGAUUGGUCGUGAGCGUGAAGUAUCAGAAACCAGUUUCUAGAACAGGUCGCUGCCGGAUACACUUUCGAGGAUGGCCAAUAUCUGGAAAGAAUAUAAAAAAGUUGGAACACUGGGAGGAGCUCGUCACGGCGACGCCUACCAGGUGCAUGUGUUGAUGAUGCUCUACGAACGGGCCGUGGCCGAUGGUGGUUGUUUGAAUUUCCGCUUGGCGACGGAAUGGGAAGCUGCGGGAAAGUUCGAUGAUGCAGUUCUUUCAUGGGCGGGUGGAAAAGAUAACGCUAUCCGGAACUGGAUGUUCAUCCAGGUCAAAUACAAACAUAAACAUAUUACACAGAAGCUGAGCGAGCGACAUCUUUUCCCACUGCUGGAUGCAGAUAGGAACAAGGGAGACUUUUCCAUGUACAAAUAUUUGGCAUCGUUUUGGGACAUCAAGGAUAACCAUGAAUUCGAGGGAAGCAAACACCAUUUUGUUAUAUACACCAAUGGUGGAUUAGAUGAGGAAAUUCGUCAUUGGUUCAACGAUGCAAAUGACCAAACUAUAGAUGCUUUUAAGCUAUUGAAGAACAACGAGAAAUUUAUGAAGAUGAAUGUAUCGGAUAAGUACGUUCAAGAAUUAUUGCAUUAUAAAAACAAGGAUUUCUGCAAUCUACGGCAGGUGAUGCACGACGCGUUUCUCGAUAAGAGCACUGAGUUUCGAACUGAUUUAUUUGAAAAGUACAGGGGUGCACUGAAUAACAUUGUGCUGGUUGUGGAUAAUGAUAUGGUUCGCUUGGCGCCAAGGUUCAUUAAGAAGAAAAAACUAAAUCCGGCCGAAUUUCAGUUGCGCGAGCAGCUCUUAGAAGAUGAUAAAACACUAGAAGAGUUAAACUCCUUGACAAGUAGAAAUGAAGAGCUGAUCCAAGUUCUCAAAUCUAAGCGUGAUUCCAUCAACGCCCUACCUCGUUGUAUCGAGAGAGCGGAAGUCGAAGAGUUUCUACGGCAACUAACGUUUGCCUUCAAUCAACCUGUCAACCUAGAUGACAUAAUUAGAAAGGAAUUCAGGAAUCUGUCGUCGAUGAAGGAUCCCGAUUCGAAUGAAUGCUAUGCUCAACUAAUGUUUACAGAACUUCACAAGUUUAUCUACGAUUGGUUAGACUGCAAUGAUUCAAAGUGUAAAUUUUUAACCAAAGAUGAAUUUAUGAAGCUGUCUGAAGAUGUUCAUCGCACUAUUGGUAGAUCGAAGCUAGACACACAUACUGAAAUUUUCGAAGGGCAAAUGAAAAAAUUGCGUGUUAAAUUCGACGAUUGCAGUCCGUUGAGUGACUCAUUCGUUUUCGUCCUUCCAGUAGCUAUUGUUACAAGUACCGAUCAAGGUUUAUUAACCUGUCUUAAAGUAUAUCAGAUGCUGCAAAAUCACUACUACCGCUAUUUUUCCCUGAAGGACCUCCAAUUGCUUGCCAUUCGUGUUGAAUUGUGCAAGUUCUUGCGUAAUUCAAAUUCAGAAGUAUUCGUUUUACUUAAAGAUAACUGUCCAGAAUUUGAGUUCUCCACUGAGUUGCUUAAAUCAAUCCCAAUCAAGAGCCAAGUCAAACUGAUUUUUCUAACGUCCAGUCAGAAACGUGCCAGCAAAUUUUUCAAUAAUCACCAAUUUUCUGUGAUUGAAGAUUGCGAAAACAGUAUGAAUCAAUUGAAAGGACGCAGUCAAGAGUGGUUGUUACAAAGAUCCGUGCUAUUCCAGGGUAUUGAACUUGUUCUGAAUGAACUGCCACGGACUGAGCUGCUCAGAGAACUCAUAAGAGAUGAAACGCUUGAAAUGUUGAUGCAGGGUGAAACUAUAGAAAUUGGAACAGUCCUGCCAGAGCUUCAGCUGAAAUGCUACAUCGCCCGAACCAUUAGUCGGAGUGAAACGGUCAACUCGACUAGCAAUAUGGACGAUUCGUUUGAAGAUAUGGGAAACAAUGAACCAGACUUAGCAAAAAGCUAUAACGAAGAAGAAUUUCUUAACGUUGUUUCUCUCUCCGGUAACGUGACAGUGCUGUCCUCGACACCUGGAAAUGGAAAAACGACCUUAUGGAUUAAGUUAGCCUUGAUUGCGAAGAAGUUGUACAAUGCCAAAUGGAUACUAUUCGUGAAGCUAUCAGAUUGUACGAAGAAACUAGAGGAACUGAAAAAUCCAGAUGAUCUAGGUGCUGUAAUUGAUUUUCUACAGAAAAUACUUAGUUUUAAGUCAAGCUUUGAGCGAUCACUGUUUUCUAAAUGGUUGCAAGACAUACCGGACAGUAUUUUCAUUUUCUUUGACGGCUUCGAUGAGUUACCGAUAGAGACGAUGGGACGAGCAAUUACUUUAUUUCGAAUGCUCCAAAACGUUCGAGUUUUUAUUAAUACCCGAUCCCACCAACAGAUUGAGUUGGAGCAGGCCAUGGAAGUUGAAGCUUUUAAUCUGGAACAAAUCAGCGAGAAUGAUCAAAAGAUCCUUUUUAAAAGUCUUUGGGAUAUUUCAGAUGCAGCAUUCUACGAUAUUGUUCCUGUAAACAAGUUUGUGAAACAGUUGAUUGGAAAAAUUCGUAGCGAAUCGAUGGAAAUUGCUAGCAAGUUUGUCGGUGUCCCUCUCAUAGUCAAUAUGCUUGCAGAAAUCUACAAACCGUAUGUGAGUGAAUAUUGCCAGAGAAACGAUAGUGCCAUUUUACAAAACACUAACCUGGAUUCGUUAAACAUCAUAAUCCUCUUCGAGAUGUUUGUAUACCACUCCUUCAAGCGGCAGAACGUGGAGAAGCAAAAUUUGAAUGAAAACAACCCCCAUACCAGGAUGAUGCUGGAUAAGCAAAAUUCCUUGUACGAAGGCUUCGUUAAACUUCAUAGUUUUCUCGGCCUAAUGAGUUUGGUUAAAAGGCAAAAGAUGCAUUUGAUUAUACGUAGUAAGCAGGAGCUAAUAUCCCUACAAGAACAAGCAGACCGCCUUUUGGAUUCGCGAAUUGUGCCCAAUUUUCAAAACGGAGUUCCAGCCUUUAUCCAUUCUUCAAUAGCUGAAUUCUUCGCUGCCAAGUGUUUGUACGAGUACCUGCUUCGAAUGAAUUUUGAACACACAAAGAAGAAUUUCGUUGCCAAUGAGGAAAAUAGGAAUAUUUCUAAAAAAAAAUACAUAAAAGAUAUUUUUGACCUCUAUCAUAUUGUACUGAAGGACCAUGCUACCGUUCGAAAAUUCUUCUUUCUCUCAGCAAAGUCAAAUGAGAAAUUUCUGAACAAAUUGGAACAAAUGCUAUGGUGCAUGCGCCCUUAUCCGUUACUCUGGGCAUGUGAAGAAAAUUUUGAACAACUUGCAAAGCGUCUGAUCGAACAAGAUCCAUCAAUUGCCACGUAUCAAACAAAGCAGAAAAAAUAUGCACUUCACUACGCUGCCACUCACGGGAAUGCUGCAAUCUGCGCCUUACUGAUCGAGCACGGUGCGGAAGUCAACACGGAGGACAAGAUCAAACAAACGGCAUUGCAUUUUGCCGCUCAAAGCGGUCAUCCGGAAGUAGCAGGUUUGCUGAUGACACGUGGUGCACUCGUUGAUGCUGUAGACAUUCACCUCCAAACGCCGCUUUUUCUAGCAUCUCAAGCCGGCCACAUCCGAGUGGUACAAGAACUGAUGAAACAUUCCUGCGAUGUAAACCGCCAAAGCAAACGUGGUUGGAAUGCCCUUCACAUAGCUGCGUUAAAUGGUCACACUGACCUUGUGCGAGUUUUGAUUGCCAAAAAAACUCAAAUAAAGGUAGGACAGGCUAAAAACUGGGUCAUGUUUCUAGGACAUUUGAUUCCUUCCAAACCUCGAGAACUAAUUGCUACUCUUAUAGAGUAUGAAAUCAGCACCAAAAAACCGGAUCGUGUUCAAACUUUGUUCUGGGCUGUUCGACGCGACCAUGCCGACCUAAUCCGUGUCAUGCAUAAGGCCGGUUUGGAUUGUAACGAGGUGGAUGUAAAGUCCGGGCUGUGUGCCUACCAAAUUGCUUUGCAAAAUCGAUCAUUUAAGGCCGCUGAAGUGAUCCUUUCCGUUCAGAAAAAUUUACACGGGUUUGAGUAUCCUUUGCACGCUGCUGUUUUGGCCGGUAGUGCCGAAUGCGUCGAUAUUUUACUUAACAAAAAGGCAGAAGUGAAUGCUAUAGAUAAAAAUGGUAUGACUUCUUUGGAUUUAGCAUUGCAGCGGGGUAACGCCAAAAUCGUCGAGCUUCUACUGAAGAAGUCAGCAAAAACAAAUAAUAUUUCAAUGUUCGAGGUGGUCUACUCUUCCGGUCAGUGUGCCCAAAUGUUUUUGGAUCAGGGAGACCUUACCAGUAUUGAGCAGGCAAUCGCCAAAGAUGGUAGACCCAAUAAAUGUUCGUACGAGAAAGCAACAGCACUUGGAUUUUCAACUGUUGCCAAAGGGAUUGCAACCAUCAUUAAAAAUUUCAACGAUAUUCGAUAUCCACUACACGCUGCUGCCAAAGUCGGAAGCAUUGAGCUACUGCAUUUUUUGAUAGAUCAGAAAGUAGAUAUUAAUGUCACUAAUAAACGUAAAGUAUCCGCACUACAAUUGGCAAUUCAAUUUAACCACCCAAUGGCUGUUAGUUUUCUACUCGAGAAAGGAGCGAUUAUCGGGGAGUUGCCUUUGCAUUUAGCCAUCUUAACGGACUACACGGCCACCACGGAAUGUGUUGCCCUGUUGUUGCAGCACGGAGUUGAUCCAAAUGAAACCGAUGAUAAGGGUCGCACGGCUCUACAUUUGGCUGCUGCCUACGAAAACCACGAAUGUUUGGAAAUACUUUUAAAGUACCGUGCAUCGGUGAUGGCAAAAGAUGAUGCUGGUAUCAUCCCUCUUCAUUUUGCCGUAACAUUGAGAGCCCUAAAAGUGAUAGAAAUACUACUUCAGCAUCCAAUGGCAUCCGAAAUGCUCAAUGCUUCGGACAGAGAAGGAUGCACAGCUUUACACAUGGCAGCAGUACUAAACUACCCGGAUGUUGCAGCUAAAUUGAUUGACGCGGGAGCAGAUUUGAACGCUCGAGACCACAAAAAUCGGACACCUUUACAUUUGGCGGCAGCCGGGCAAUUUCAUGACGUCGUCGAAUUGCUGAUCAUGCAUCAGGCUGACAUCAAUGCCAUAGAUUGUGGUGGAAUGACAUAUCGCGAUUUUGCUAGAAAAAUGGUAGCGAUAACAAAUUAAGUUAAAGAUUUGAUGAAUAUCGUAGACAAUCGGGAACGAUCCCAGGAUCAAAACAUUGCAUGAUGACGUUAUCAAAGAAAAAUUGACUGCUCAGCGAGUUUGCAAAAGAAGGUAAAUCGGUAAAUUCAAUAUGGUGUGGCAACCUGAAUCAUACAUCACCGUUACUAAAUUUUUUUUGUAUUUCGUUUAUUUG